Molecule: messenger RNA, 345 nt
Organism: Hirsutella rhossiliensis
Lineage: Eukaryota; Fungi; Ascomycota; Sordariomycetes; Hypocreales; Ophiocordycipitaceae
Exons: 3
Coding region: 1-345 (114 amino acids)
Biological process (GO): proteolysis
Molecular function (GO): serine-type endopeptidase activity
Source: RefSeq, a predicted model, not a curated record
AUGACACACAUUAACGAGUUGCACAGAGAAGAUUUGACCGGGAAUGACAUCAAGGUUGCUAUCAUCAACACUAGAGUCAAUUGCGUCGGUGAUGGAGCCGAUCCCAUGGAUUGCCAUGGACAUGGCACCAGCAUUGUAGCCGGGUACGACCCAGAGGAUGUGUUCAAAGGCGCAGCCCCGAACGCGACGAUUCACGCCUAUCGCGUCACCACAUGCAAGACGGAAAAAGAUGGCGAGAUAACUGCAGACGUGACAGAGGACAACUUGAUGGCUGGCUGGCUCAAGGCACACAAUGGCGGCGCUCAGAUCAUCGUUUCCUCGGACGGCUUUCAGGGGUCCAGUUAG